Molecule: messenger RNA, 870 nt
Organism: Trichoderma gamsii
Lineage: Eukaryota; Fungi; Ascomycota; Sordariomycetes; Hypocreales; Hypocreaceae
Exons: 3
Coding region: 1-870 (289 amino acids)
Source: RefSeq, a predicted model, not a curated record
AUGGCUCCCUUGACGUGGUUUGUUACUGGCUGCUCUAGUGGCUUCGGCGAACUCUUAGUACGCCAGCUCCGUGCUGCCGGCGAUAAUGUCAUUGCCACUGGCCGUAGUGCCGAAACGAGACUCGCCCAUCUCAAAGACACAGGAGCAGCUAUCAUCGACCUUGAUGUCACAGCGUCGACCGCUGAAAUCCAGGCCAAAGUCGACGAGGCCUGGGAUAUCUAUCCCGGAGGCAUCGACGUCGUGGUCAACAAUGCAGGCUACAUCGUCAGUGGACCGGUUGAAGAGUUGACACAAGAAGAUAUGGAUCUCUCUUUCAAAGUCAACUUCCAUGGACCACUCAACAUCACCCGUGCGUUCUUACCUCGCCUACGGGAGAAAAACAAGGGCACGCUUCUCUUUGUCAGUUCUCAAGCAGCGUGGCAUGCCGAUCCAAGUGCUGGUAGCUAUUGCGCCGCCAAAUUUGCUCUAUCAGGUGCCGUUGAAUGCCUCGCCAAAGAACUGGCCAUGUUUGCUCCCGGUGUCAAGGUGCUCAUCGUUGAGCCUGGUUAUUUCCGGACCAAGGUCUUCUCCAACAUCAAGCAUGUCGAGCCCCGCCUGCCGGUUUAUGCCCAGUUUAAUGCCGGUGUGCGGCAGUACGAGGCAUCCAUUAUCGGCAAUGAGCCUGGCGACGCCGAUAAGGCUGUUACGCGAAUGAUUGAGCUGGUCAAGGGUACGGGCAUGGCUGCGGGGAAACAGAUACCGCUGCGUGUUCCUUUGGGGUCGGAUGGCUGGGAGAGGAUCAAGGCGAAGUGUGAGGAGACGCUGGCGAUCUGCGAAGAGUGGGAGGAUGUUGCGAAGAGCACAGACCAUGUGGCAGUAGAUGCCGCUUAG